Molecule: messenger RNA, 2400 nt
Organism: Effrenium voratum
Lineage: Eukaryota; Dinophyceae; Suessiales; Symbiodiniaceae
Source: the annotation of a GenBank genome assembly
CUUCGAAGCCAAAGAGGAAGGCCCACGACUGCCGGGCCAAUCCGAUGCCAUGGGGAAGAAGCCAAUUCUGGUGACUUUGGAGGAGUUUUCGGAGCUCAAGGCCCAGCUGCAGGCGCAGAUCGGGCGCUUGCAGAAAGAUUUCCAAGCCAAGGUGCCUGCCUGCGAAGACAACAUUUCUCAGCUGCAGGUGGCCAAAGGAGAGUUGGCGAAGGACUUGGAAGUGGCCAAAGCAGCCACACAGCGGGUGGCUGAAGAUGCGCAGGCCUUCGCCGGCGCCAGCUGCCGCGCCCUAGAGCAGCGACUCGGGGCGCAGAUGGGGGAGCUCAAGAACGAGCUGCGGCGCUCCGACGAGGAGCUUCAGAAGGAGCUGCGCCAGCUUGAGGAGGCGUCGCGCAAGACCCUCUCAGAUGAGCUCCACGUUCUUUGCGAGCGACUGGACCAGGACAUUUCUGAGGUCCGAUCAGAGAUGUCCGAGUCCGUGCAGAAAUGCAAAGAGCAUUUCCGAGUUGAAUUGCAGAAGCUUUGCGAGCUAUUGGCGGCGAGCAUAGAGGACAACAAGCAGGAGGCCCUGCGAAAGACCGCGGAGUUCCUUCAGGCUGCAAAGAGCCGGACGGAGACAUCGCUCCAGGAAGAGCAGCAGGCCCGCGCGGCGCAAGACCAGCGCUUCGCCAGCUCGGAGGCCGAGAUCUGGCUGAAGCUGGAGCGUUUGGGCGAGCUCAUUGACGAGACGGGUCAGCAGGCGGAGGAGCACCUGGCCGCCAGCAAUGGCCACUUGGACCAGAAAUUCUCCCAGGCCUUCACCUUAGCGGAUCAGCGGCUGUUGGCCCUGGACGACACCUCCACGCGGCUCCGGGCAGGGCUGUGCGAAGUGCAGAACUCGUACACCCGGAAGGUGACCUGGGUAAUCCGGGAGGCGUCCAAGAAGAUUAAGCGCCCGCUCCUGGAUGACGUGAAGAUCCAGCCACAUGUGAGCUGGUUCUCGCCCCAGUUCGACGCGGGCGGGUGCCACGGUCUACAGCUGGAGCUUCAGGUGUUCCGUAUCCAGGAUCCACCCGUGGACGGUCAGGAGGUGGGCGACUGCAUGGUGUACCUCUGGGCUACGAAGGGCUCCAAUCUGGUCUUCAAGCUGGGGCUUGGCGGCAAGUGUCAGCUGCUGGAAAAGCGCUUCAAUGGUCGAGUUCCCUACGGCACCACCAGGCUUUGCUUUUUCGCCGACCAGAUCAACAAGGAGGAUGACACGCUGCACGUCUCCUGCGAGAUCCUGGAGGCAUUGCGGGAGUUAGAGGCGCCGCUGCAGCCGGCGGCGCCGCAGCCACCGGACUGGAGGAAGGCCUUGGAAGAGCAGGGCAAGCCGGUUCCAGAGGUGGAUCCUGCCGUUGCCGCAGCUGGUGACCGUAGCAACGGACCUCAACCUUUGGAAGGUCAGCUCUUCUAUUCCAUGCACAUCAACAAUCGGCUGUACGACCAGGUGAAGGACCAAGUGGAGUCCAUGCGCUGUCGCCUGGUGAAGACUGUGGAGUGGCGGAUCGAGAAGGCUUCGAUGCUGCGGCGCUGCUUCCCCCCAGGGGAGGCCCUCAGCAGCACUGUCUUCGGUGCCGCCGGUAUCGAGCAGCUGCAGCUGGUCUUCUAUCCCUCUGGCUACACUGGCGCCACGGAAGGCUUCUGCUCGCUCUUCUUGAAUGCCCCGGCGGGUGUCACCAUGAAAUGCCUGCUGCAGGCGGGCAAGGAGAAGCGCGAUGCCAACCACGUCUUCGACCGGCCCGGCGCUUUUGGGCGCACCAACUUCUGUCAGCUGGAAAGUUGCAUGGACGAAGACGACACCAUCCUGAUCCGACUGGAAGUGACCGAGGCCCACCAGGACCUCGUCGCCAAGCUGGCGCUUCCUCCGAAGCCCGGGGAUCCCCGUAACCUCUCGCAGCAGGAGGGCGUGGCCUGCGGCCCUGUGAUGAGCGCCGUGAAGCUUCGGCGCCAGGGCAACGUCCUGGAGGACGUCAAGGUGUUGCCCUCCCUUUGGACGGUGAAGUUCGCGGAUGACCCUUGCCAAAGGCCGCAGGGCUACCACGACUUCAACGAGUUUCGCUCCGAGAAGACCGGCACGUGCCUGUCGGCCAGCGUGCCUGUCGGCUCUGCAACGGCUCUAGCCAGGGUUCGACCCGGCACUGGAGCCCGCGAUGCCAUGCGCCCAAAGACGGCAGGACGGCAGAAACUCAAUGAGUCCCUACCAAGCUUCAUCGACGGCCAGGCCGAUGCCUCCAGCUUGGGAGAUCGCGCCUGGCUGGACGCCACUCUUUCGCGACCGAAAAGCGCAGGCAUGCUCCGCAGGCGUCCAAAGGCCCUGUGAGUGGUGUGCGGUUAAUGUCUCCGACGAGCGCAUCCUGCAGCCCGUUCUUUCCAAAAAUG